Juglans regia (Persian walnut) is the source of this 1971-nucleotide messenger RNA. RefSeq names its product protein FAR1-RELATED SEQUENCE 5-like. Lineage: Eukaryota; Viridiplantae; Streptophyta; Magnoliopsida; Fagales; Juglandaceae. Bases 1 to 1971 code for a protein of 656 amino acids. The transcript is spliced from 4 exons. Gene Ontology annotation, molecular function: zinc ion binding. The record is from RefSeq and is a predicted model, not a curated record.
AUGAAGGAUUUUGGGUGGAGUUCGGAUAGUGAUGAUGUUCAGAUGGUAAUGACUAGAAACUGUCCACAAGUUGUGAAUGAAACUGUUGAGGAUGAAACUGUGGAUAAUCAAUGUGAUGUGAAUUUGGGAGAUGGAUUGAAUAUGGGAGAUGGCGUGAAUUUGGGAGAUGGCGUGAAUUUGGGAGAUGGAGUGAAUAUGGGAGAUGGAGAUGGAGUCAAUGUCAUUUCCACUUCUAGUAGUGGACUUUUUGAACCGUUCAUUGGGAAGGAAUUUGAUGAAUUUGAGGAUGUCCAAGCAUUUUAUAAGGCUUAUGUCGAUGAGAAUGGGUGUAUGGGAAGCUGUUUUUGGGCAGAUGCUAGAUCUAGAUCUGCAUAUCAAUAUUUCGGAGAUGUCUUCACAUUUGAUGCGACAUACCUCACAAAUGUUUAUAAGAUGCCAUUUGUGCCGUUCUCAGGAGUUAAUCAUCAUCACCAAACCAUAAUGUUUGGUUGUGCGUUGUUAGUGAAUGAGACAGCUGAAUCCUAUAUAUGGUUACUGAGAACAUGGCAGGAAGCAAUGCUUGGGCGUGCCCCUGCAACCAUUAUUACUGAUGAUGACAAAACAAUGGCCAAAGCCAUUUCAGAGGUACUCCCAAAUACAACUCACCGGUUAUGCUUGUGGCAUAUUUUACAAAAAUUUUCAGAACAUUUGGCACAUGUCUAUCACAAAUUUCUAGACUUUCAAAAAGAGUUUCAUCAUUGUAUCCAUGAUACUAUAACAGCUGAUGAGUUCGAGGAGGAAUGGGUUUCAAUACUAGUGAAGUAUGAUCUAGUAGGUAAUGAUUGGCUCCAAAAUCUUUACAACCGAAGGGAGAAGUGGGUCCCGGCUUACUUGCGAACGACAUUUUGUGUCGGGAUGUCAACCACACAAAGGAGCGAGAGCAUGAAUAAAUUCUUCAAGGAUUAUGUGCGAUCAAGCAUGAUGGUGAGUGACUUUGUGCAUCAGUACGAGAAAGCCUUAGAUGCACGUUAUUUUAAGGAAAAAGAGAAGGAUGUGAGAACAAAGUCGAGUAGGCCGGUUUUGAAAACAUGUUGGGAAAUUGAAGAAGAGGCAGCCAAAGUGUAUACAAGGAAGUCCUUCAAUAUCUUUCAAGACGGGCUAUUCAAUUGCCAACGAUACAAAUCAACAAAGGUUCAGCAAGAGGGUGAGAGUAAAAUGUAUGAGGUGGCACCUAAGGGCAAGGACAAACGUAUCUAUUAUGUGACUUUCAACUGUAAAGAAGCGAAGACAAUAUGUAUAUGUCAUAUGUUUGAGUUUGUGGGUAUUCUCUGUAGGCAUAUUCUAUGUGUAUUCAUGAAGAAAUCAAAUUUAGAUACUUUGUCACAUCAAUAUGUUCUAGAUCGAUGGACCAUCAAUGCUAAGAGUCGAGCUAUCCUUGAAAUACCAAAUCCCGAGGGGCAUGUUUCAAUACAAGAAGAUCCGAUAAUGCGAAAAAGUCAUUUGAUGAUGAAGUUUUAUGAUAUUGCUGAACUUGGGUCACAAUCAAGGUUUAAAAUGGACCAUCUUUCUCUUGCAUUGGACAAGGUACACAAGGAGUUGCUUCUCAUGGAUAGUAUUGAAGAACAAAAUUUGGAAGGCGGAGAUAUGUCACGUAACGAUCCCCCUGUGUUAAAUUCACAAGUAAUAUCAAAUUUUUCGCAAACUAUACAAGAUCCUCAACGGGUACCAACGAAAGGAAGACCAAAAUCUUUGAGAGCAAAAAACCCAAGAGAGACUCAAUCAGUGAAGAAAAGGCGUUGUAGCAUUUGUAAGAUUGAGGGUCAUACCAAGAACAGCUGUCCUUUAUUGGGGGAUGUUGGAAAUAUAAAUGACAACAUGUCACAAAGGGUGGAUCUUGAUGAAGAAGAAAUGGCUGGUUCCGAUAAAUGCAUUGUUUCCAUGGGCUUAAUGUUGGAGAUGUUGAAUUUGGAGAUGUUGAAUUUAUGGGCUUAA